Messenger RNA from Gryllus bimaculatus (two-spotted cricket), 1365 nucleotides. Lineage: Eukaryota; Metazoa; Arthropoda; Insecta; Orthoptera; Gryllidae. The record is from the annotation of a GenBank genome assembly.
AAGAGCGUGCAUAAAGCGAAUAAAGCACAUUUCAACGGCGCGAGCAGUGAAUUAACCCAUCAGUAGCUAGUGAAUUUUAAAUUUACAUUUUUACAUGACAGUGUGAGGGAGCGAGCUUGGUCCUUGGACCAGCUAAUGGUCAUUCACAAAAAAACGAGUGAUUUUGAAUAUUCAAUGUCUGUUAAUGAAAUGGCUCAACAAGGUGCAAUAUUACAAACUUAUAACCAGGAACUUGUGAAAUUUUCUCCAUUGUAGGCAUUGAAGAACUGAAAAGAAAAAGGCGAUCUCUGGAAGAAAUUAUAUCCACUCAGCAAGAAGAAAAAAUAGAAGCAGAAAAGGAGCUGGAAAGAUUAUCAGCCAAAUUAAAUUCAAUUGUUGAAUCGCUGAGCAAAAAUAUAGCUGUGAAACAAGACUAUGACCGUACAAUUGAGGAAGCCGAAGCUGCUUACACAAAAAUAUUAGAAAGCUCCCAAGUUCUUUUGACAAUGGUGAAACGUGAAUCAGCAUGCUUGGAGUCAACAACUGAAUGAUGCAAACUACAAAUGUCUUCUUGUUGUCGUGCCUUUAUAUUCUGUUGUUCAAAAUUUUCAGUUGCAAUGACUCCUAGUUUUAAGUACUGUAGUUUUAACUUCAAAUAUAUUUAUGCAUUUUUUAAUAUUGUUUUGCAUCAAAACCUGUCUCUACCCUGCCUGUCAAGAAAACAACAAAAUACACACCCACACAACCAAACCCUACAAUUGUAUGGCAAACAAGCUGAUAUUGAUAUUAUUAUGAGUUGAGAUAACUCAGAUGGAUGUCUUUCACUUCUCGACUCAAAGGGCUGCAGGUUCAAAUCCUGCCUCGGACAUGGAUGUUAGCUUCUGCUAGUAGUUAGCUGCCAUAUUCAGGAUAUUUCCUUACUAUAAUGUAUCAGUUAAAACAAUAACCUUUUCUUUCCAUCCCUCCCCUGCUCUGGUUAGAAGUAGGUGUCAUCAUGGUAGGAGUUGAUCCGCCAGCAGUCAGUGAGCAGAAGUGCUGUCAGUGGCUCUAUAAACCAUGAUAUGACUCCAUCCACCUAUCCUUCCCAAAUCUAAUCUAGUUCUGAGUGUUGCUAGUGUUUUGAGGCAGCUGUGUAUGCUACUAAGGAUCUCAGCAGCGCAAACGAGCGUGAGGCUAACACUGCACCAAUAUCGUGUUAGUAUGACAACAAAAUCCAUUAAAAAAUAGGACGUCAAUUAGAAUUAAAAAAUAUAAGAUAUAAUACAUUUACUGUUAAAAAGAAGUUUGAAAAAAUAAUUAUUUUACGCCUCUUUUCAUGACUGUUUUUAAUACUUGUCCCUUCCCCAAUAAAUUUUAUUGUGACAUCUCUCCAUCCACUUCCUGAGU